Messenger RNA from Ailuropoda melanoleuca (giant panda), 2764 nucleotides. Its product is annotated as F-box only protein 42. Lineage: Eukaryota; Metazoa; Chordata; Mammalia; Carnivora; Ursidae. Gene Ontology annotation, cellular component: SCF ubiquitin ligase complex. The coding region runs from base 470 to 2680 and encodes 736 amino acids. The transcript has 10 exons. Gene Ontology annotation, molecular function: protein binding; ubiquitin-like ligase-substrate adaptor activity. The record is from RefSeq and is a predicted model, not a curated record.
UCGGCUCUAGAAACCCAAGGAAGGCGGGCGCAAAAGUGCGACGUUUCCCCGCUCCAGCUUCACUGCCCCGGGCGGAGUUCCAGCCUCUGGAGAACCUCUGGAGAACCUCUGCCUGUGACCACAUCCCUUCCCAACAUGGCGCCAUCUCCAGACCGCCUCGCGCGGGUCCGCCGUGCUGACGUACGUGCGAGCGUGUCCUCCGCGCCGGAUACCGGCGCAUGCGCACUCCGUGCUGUCUUCUCCCGGCCAGAGCAGCAGCGGCGGCGGCGGCGUUUGAGUGGAGGAAGAUGGCGGCUCCGGGCGGCUCGGGGUCCCGCCAGCUGUGAGCCUCCCCAGUGCGGCAAGCGCCGCUUGAGGCGAAGCACCUCUCCUCUGGCCCUAUCCCCGGCUCCCUCAUCGCCGUCGCCAGCGGAGCGAACCCGAGAGCGUGGCGCGGGCUGGGCCAGCAUAGCUGUUUGAGUGGAAUGUCAUGGCCAGCUCUUCGGACAGUGAAGAUGACAGUUUCAUGGCUGUGGACCAGGAAGAAGCUGUGCUGGAAGGGACAAUGGAGCAGGAUGAGGAGCCCCACCCGGCGCUGGAGGCCGAAGAGACGAGACAUAACAGGUCCAUGUCUGAACUGCCAGAAGAGGUUUUGGAGUAUAUCCUGUCCUUUCUUUCACCAUACCAGGAGCACAAAACUGCAGCCCUUGUCUGCAAACAGUGGUAUCGACUUAUCAAAGGUACUGUGGACAGUGGAAAGGCUUAUUUAUUUAAAAUAUGUUUUAAUGAUUUAUUUUUGAACUCCCAAUUUCAUUUUUCCCUUUCUCCCGUAAAUUUACAUAUGGGCUAUAAUUAUGGUGCCAGAGGGGCUUCAGAGUUAAACAUCAGCUAUGCAUUUAUUGUUUUCUUUCUAGGUGCAUGCUAUUACGAUGCUAAUCAGUCUAUGUAUGUGUUUGGAGGCUGUACCCAGAGCAGCUGCAAUGCUGCCUUCAAUGACCUCUGGAGACUUGACCUAAAUAGCAAAGAGUGGAUCCGACCUUUGGCUUCAGGAUCCUAUCCUUCCCCUAAAGCUGGAGCAACUCUGGUCGUGUACAAGGACCUGCUGGUGCUGUUCGGUGGCUGGACGCGGCCAAGCCCAUAUCCCCUACACCAACCAGAGAGAUUCUUUGAUGAAAUACACACUUACUCACCCUCUAAAAACUGGUGGAACUGCAUUGUGACAACCCAUGGGCCACCUCCCAUGGCUGGCCAUUCCUCCUGUGUGAUAGAUGACAAAAUGAUUGUCUUUGGUGGCUCCUUAGGAUCCCGGCAAAUGAGCAACGAUGUCUGGGUCCUUGACCUUGAGCAGUGGGCGUGGUCCAAGCCGAACAUCUCCGGCCCCAGUCCUCAUCCUCGAGGUGGCCAAUCUCAGAUUGUCAUAGAUGAUGCAACUAUCUUAAUCCUUGGAGGCUGUGGCGGUCCGAAUGCUCUCUUCAAGGAUGCUUGGUUGUUGCACAUGCACUCGGGCCCCUGGGCCUGGCAGCCACUCAAGGUAGAAAACGAAGACCAUGGGGCGCCAGAACUGUGGUGCCACCCAGCUUGUCGGGUGGGGCAGUGUGUGGUGGUCUUCAGCCAGGCUCCUAGUGGAAGAGCCCCACUCAGCCCCAGUUUGAACUCCCGCCCAUCGCCUAUCAGUGCCACUCCUCCAGCUUUGGUUCCUGAAACCCGAGAGUACCGCUCUCAGUCUCCAGUAAGGAGUAUGGAUGAAGCCCCUUGUGUUAACGGCCGCUGGGGCACACUGAGGCCCAGAGCUCAAAGGCAGACCCCCUCAAGUUCCCGGGAAGGGAGCCUUUCCCCAGCCAGAGGAGAUGGCUCUCCCAUCCUCAAUGGUGGGAAUUUGUCUCCAGGAACAGCAGCUGUAGGUGGCUCUUCCUUGGACAGCCCUGUGCAGGCCGUAUCUCCUAGCACUCCGUCUACCACUGAAGGAUAUGACCUCAAAAUGGGACUUUCUUUGGCCCCCCGACGAGGGUCACUACCGGAUCAGAAAGAUCUGAGGUUAGGAUCAAUAGAUCUGAAUUGGGAUCUGAAACCCGCUUCGAGUAGCAAUCAUAUGGAUGGUGUGGACAACAGGACAGUUGGGGGAAGCAUGCGACACCCUCCUGAACAAACGAAUGGUGUGCAUACCCCACCACACGUGGCCAGUGCCCUUGCAGGAGCUGUCUCCCCAGGUGCCCUGCGUCGGAGCCUAGAAGCCAUCAAAGCAAUGUCGUCCAAAGGCCCCUCAGCCUCCGCAGCACUAAGUCCUCCUCUGGGGUCUUCUCCAGGCUCUCCCGGGAGCCAGAACCUGAGCAGUGGAGAAACAGUGCCCGUUCCCCGCCCAGGGCCUGCCCAAGGAGAUGGACAUUCCUUACCUCCCAUUGCCCGCCGCCUGGGCCACCACCCUCCGCAGUCCCUAAAUGUUGGCAAACCUUUGUACCAGAGUAUGAACUGCAAGCCCAUGCAGAUGUAUGUGCUAGACAUUAAGGACACCAAGGAGAAGGGGCGGGUCAAAUGGAAAGUAUUUAAUAGCAGUUCUGUGGUCGGACCUCCUGAAACCAGCCUGCAUACAGUGGUCCAAGGCAGGGGUGAACUCAUCAUAUUUGGAGGACUCAUGGACAAGAAACAGAAUGUGAAGUACUAUCCAAAAACAAACGCCUUGUACUUUGUGCGAGCAAAGAGAUAAUGUGUUCUAAACCCCCUUCCCUUUCUGUGGCUUUUAAUUUUCCAGCGUGCAAGCAUUUGGACUGAGAAUUGGGAAAACAAAGGA